This is a messenger RNA of Pneumocystis murina B123, 506 nucleotides long. RefSeq lists its product as hypothetical. The transcript is spliced from 6 exons. Gene Ontology annotation, cellular component: nucleus; U1 snRNP. Gene Ontology annotation, biological process: mRNA splicing, via spliceosome; mRNA 5'-splice site recognition; spliceosomal snRNP assembly. Gene Ontology annotation, molecular function: pre-mRNA 5'-splice site binding; zinc ion binding. The record is from RefSeq and is a predicted model, not a curated record. Lineage: Eukaryota; Fungi; Ascomycota; Pneumocystomycetes; Pneumocystales; Pneumocystaceae. Bases 7 to 483 code for a protein of 158 amino acids.
UUUAAAAUGCCACGUUAUUAUUGUGAUUAUUGUGAUGUAUUCUUAACACAUGACUCAGCUUCAGUUAGAAAGGCUCAUAAUGCUGGAAAAAAUCAUCUUACUAAUGUUCGUGAAUAUUAUCAAGAAAUCGGUCAUGAAAAGGCACAGAAUGUUAUUGAUUCGAUAACUAAAGCCUAUGAAAAUCAGCCAGUUAUGUUACCUCUUCCAGGGAUGUUUCCUCCUUUAAUUCCAGGAAUGCCACCGAUGCCAAUAUCAGGAGUUCCAGGACCAUUGCCCCCACAUCCAGGUAUGCUUGAUACACCAUUACCACCUCCUAUUCCAGGAAUGCCAUUUCCUCCACCAUUUGUACCACCUUCACGUUUAAAUUUACCAUUCCCUGGAGGAUUUGUUCCACCAUCUGUACCUCCACCAGGUAUAUCUCAAAUUCAACCAAGUCAGCAAUCCUCUACAUUUCUACCUCAAAAUAUGCAGCAUUCCGGCUAAUUUAGUAAUUGUUUGAUUAAACU